Annulohypoxylon truncatum is the source of this 1482-nucleotide messenger RNA. RefSeq names its product nuclear pore complex assembly-domain-containing protein. The record is from RefSeq and is a predicted model, not a curated record. The transcript is spliced from 2 exons. NCBI's taxonomy places the organism in Eukaryota, Fungi, Ascomycota, Sordariomycetes, Xylariales, Hypoxylaceae. The coding region runs from base 128 to 1054 and encodes 308 amino acids.
AUCUCAAGACAUUUCGAUGUACCAAGGUAUCUGGUUGCAUCUUAACUUCUUUCACAUUCAUGACGGUCAAACCCAAGUCGUAUAAUCUAGGUAUCUUGAAAUACACGAUUAUAAUUGAAACUUAACCAUGGCCAAAAUGCUUGAGCCCUCACAAUUUGACCGCAUCUUCGGCUCUCUGGAGCCGUUUCCCUACAAUCGCGCCUUCGUACAACACCUCGAAGCCUCCCGCCGAAGUCUUGAGGGUUUCUUGUUUAUCGACCGAGUAUUAAAAGCUCUGAACCUCUCCAAAGCUACCAGCCACUAUCCUCCUAAGAACAAGGAUGCUCUUCGGCAGCUUUACGAGCACAUCUGCGAAAGCAAGAAUGCCACCGUUCACCACAAGCUCUCAGUAGUCUAUUACAUCCUCCUCGAUAUCGACGAGCAAAACGGAUCCAACCAAGCCGAAGCCUAUUCGCAACGUGCCAGUAUACCCAAAAAAUACAAGAUCUUCAUGAAGGGCUUGUGGCAUAUGGACGCACUGCAAUUCGAUCUCGCAUUGCAGUACCUCACCCAUCCCUCGCUACAGCCCGACUUCGUAGACGACAUCAUCACCGUUCUAGUCCGCCACGCCAAGAACGGUGACUACAGCUUACCACUUGCCUACUACCAUACUGUCCAACCUAUCAUUCAGUCUUCCGCUGCAUUAGAGCUGCUCUUCGACUCCCUCGCACGAUCUAGCGUUGUCGACGCCUUUCAGUUUUCACGAUCGCAUGCCGAAUUCAUGCGUCGCCAGCUAUUCCAACGUCUCGUCAUAUCCGUACUAGAGUCUGCACGCAACGAUGGGGCAGCGGAGAAAGCGCUUGACUUGACUAGUCUGCCAUUCGAUGCUCAGGAAGAGCAAUGGUUUAAGGAAUGCUUAGAUGGCAGCGAAGGGAAGAGACUAGCAGUGGCCAAGGACACUCUUCUUAUGCGUAGAAUUGCUACGGGGCAGACCGGAUACGCAGGCGAGGCUGGUACGUGGGCGGUUGUGCUAGAAGGUGUCAAGACAGGGAGUGGAGGUCGCGCGCAAGCUUGACCAACUCAGACCGUGCAAAUAAAAAUGCAAAUCUGUCGGUAUCGCAUAGCGUAGGCGUCAAGGUUCUAUUAGACUACAUAUCAGUUGAUGGUGUCGAGAUAAUUCAUCUGGAUUAAUUCAUAUCAUUGCGUGGCAUUAUCUGCCAACGGGUUAUGUCAACUGCACUUUUUUCUCUAGUGUUGAGGAUGUCAAAAUAUUAAUGAAAGGGAAAGGGGGAAAGGAAUCAUGCAUUCACAUACUACGUUCUGGAAUGCUUAAAUAAUCCCAACAUGGCAGCCAUUCAAUGGACACAAUAAAAUCUAAUUAUUUAAAGGACAUAGGUUGAAUGUUUAUGAAAUGAAAGGAAAAAAAGUAAACUCCGAAUCGGGGAAUCGAACCCCGGGCUUGACGGACCUUAGGACAGUAUGCCAUGAGAGCGUCAAAUGUUA